Alnus glutinosa is the source of this 3977-nucleotide messenger RNA. RefSeq names its product type I inositol polyphosphate 5-phosphatase 12-like. Gene Ontology annotation, biological process: phosphatidylinositol dephosphorylation. NCBI's taxonomy places the organism in Eukaryota, Viridiplantae, Streptophyta, Magnoliopsida, Fagales, Betulaceae. The transcript has 11 exons. Gene Ontology annotation, molecular function: phosphatase activity; protein binding. The record is from RefSeq and is a predicted model, not a curated record. Bases 242 to 3700 code for a protein of 1152 amino acids.
GUCGGAGACAUCGAUCGUUAUCAGCCAACCAAAGAAACCUUCCUGUCCGUACAGCUCCCAGCAUGCCCCGCCUCACUCCUCGCUCUUCUAUGCAACGUGCUCCGCUUCCCUCCCUCUCCCUCGGAUCGCCCUUUUGACUCUCUUUCUCUCUCUCUCUCUCUCUCCCCCAUUUUCUUUCUUUCAUUUUUUCUGAAUUCUGGGUUUUGCUGAACUCUAUCUUCUUUUGAAGCUUUUGUGCACUAUGGACGACGAAGACGGCACGAGAGUUAUCGAAGACGAUGACAUGGAGGCCUUGGCUGGCCUAAGCGCCGUACCUCCGCCCCGAAAGAAUCAGUCUUACAGCCAACAACUCCGUGGCACAUCGUCGCAUAAACGCCACUCCCAACUGCGCAAGCACAGCCUCGACGAUGUCCAAGUGGUUGGCCUUAAAUCAGAACACCCCUUCUACGACUCUUCCGACGAGGACUUCUUCCCUUACUCCUCCACCACCACCACCCCCACCACCCCCACAACCCCCACAAUCACCACUGCUUCUUUCGCUGGCGGUGGUGACAGGCUCUCCAUGGAGGGUGCUGCUCCCGACGACUUCCGCCAAUCCCAGCCAUUGCCGGAGUUCAUCGGCAGCGGCGGCGCCAGCGGAAUCUUCAAGGUUCCUACUCGGGCGCCGGUCCAUCCCGGUCGCCCGCCUUGCCUCGAGCUUAGGCCUCACCCGCUGAGGGAGACCCAGGUGGGAAAGUUCUUAAGAAACAUUGCGUGCACGGAGACCCAGUUGUGGGCCGGCCAAGAGUGUGGCGUGAGGAUGUGGGACUUCGAGAACGCGUAUGAACCUGGCUGCGGGCUCGGUGGGUUCGGCGGGCGGGUGAGGAGGGGUGACGAGGACGCGGCGCCGUUUCAUGAGUCGGUGAACACGUCGCCUACCAUGUGUUUGUUGGUUGAUUGUGCGAAUAGGUUGAUUUGGAGUGGGCAUAAGGAUGGGAAGAUUAGAUCCUGGAAAAUGGACCAGCCUUUGGAUGAUACGCCUUUCAAAGAAGGUCUUUCCUGGCAGGCGCAUCGUGGUCCUGUUCUUUCUAUGGUUUUGACAUCUCAGGGUGAUCUAUGGUCAGGGGCUGAAGGUGGUGUUAUUAAAAUCUGGCCAUGGGAAUCCAUUGAAAAAUCUCUUUCUCUAAAACCAGAGGAAAAACACAUGGCAGCUUUACUGGUGGAGAGGACAUAUAUUGACCUAAGAAGCCAAGUCACUGUUAAUGGUGUCUGUAGUAUAUCUUCUCAAGAAGUAAAGUAUUUGUUAUCUGAUAAUAUUAGAGCUAAAGUUUGGUCUGCUGGGCCCCUAUCCUUCUCAAUUUGGGAUGCUCGUACAAGGGAGCUUCUGAAAGUAUUCAAUGUAGAUGGUCAGAUGGAGAAUAGAGUUGAGAUGUCAUUGCCGCCGCAAGAUCAAGCAGUAGAAGAUGAGAUGAAAGUAAAAUUUGUUUCUACAUCAAAAAAGGAGAAAUCCCAGGGUACUAGCUUUUUGCAACGGUCACGUAAUGCCAUAAUGGGAGCUGCAGAUGCUGUUCGUCGAGUUGCAACUAAGGGGGCAGGGGCAUUUGUAGAAGAUGCCAAGAAAACAGAAGCACUAGUGCUAACAGUUGAUGGAAUGAUUUGGAGUGGAUGUACAAGUGGCUUACUUGUGCAGUGGGAUGGGAACGGAAAUCGACUGCAUGAAGUUUUUCACCAUCCUUGUUCUGUCCAAUGCUUUUGCACUUCUGGGACACGAAUUUAUGUAGGCUAUGUGAGUGGUGUUGUCCAAGUGUUGGAUCUCGAGGGAAAUAUGAUUGCAGGAUGGGUUGCUCAUAACAGUCCUGUGAUAAAAUUGGCAGUUGGGGCUGGCAAUGUUUUUAGCUUAGCUACUCAUGGUGGUAUACGUGGAUGGAACUUCACCUCUCCAGGGCCUCUUGACAACAUAAUACGGUCUGAAUUGGCAGGAAAAGAACUGACAUAUACAAAACGGAACAAUGUCAGAAUCGUAGUUGGCACAUGGAAUGUUGGUCAAGGAAGAGCCUCUCACGAUUCCCUUAUGUCAUGGUUGGGUUCUGUUGUAUCAGAUGUUGGCAUUGUUGUUGUUGGGUUGCAAGAAGUAGAGAUGGGCGCUGGUUUUCUUGCAAUGUCUGCAGCAAAAGAGACUGUAGGACUUGAAGGGAGUUCUGUCGGGCACUGGUGGUUGGACACAAUAGGAAAGGCCUUAGAUGAAGGGAGUACUUUUGAGCGUAUGGGUUCUAGGCAGCUCGCAGGCUUGCUUAUAUCUCUUUGGGUGAAAAAGAAUCUUAGACCAUAUCUUGGGGACAUUGACGUUGCAGCAGUUCCAUGUGGCCUUGGUCGUGCAAUUGGUAAUAAGGGAGGUGUAGGUUUGAGAAUCAGAGUAUAUGAUCGGAUAAUGUGCUUUGUAAACUGUCACUUGGCUGCACAUCUGGAAGCUGUCAAUCGCCGCAAUGCUGAUUUUGAUCACAUAUAUCGAAAUAUGGUCUUCAGCCGGUCAUCUAGUCUACUCAAUGCAGCUGCUGGUGUCUCAACUUCUGCUCAUAUGCUUCGCGGUGCAAAUGCUGGGGGUGGCAACUCUGAAGAACCAAGGCCUGAGUUAUCUCAAGCAGAUAUGGUUGUAUUUCUUGGUGACUUUAAUUACCGGCUUUUUGGUAUAUCUUAUGAUGAGGCAAGGGACUUUGUUUCGCAAAGAUGCUUUGAUUGGCUCAGAGAAAAGGAUCAGCUCAGAGCAGAGAUGAAAGCUGGAAAAGUUUUCCAAGGAAUGCGAGAGGCAAUCAUAAGAUUCCCUCCAACAUACAAGUUUGAAAAGCACCAAGCAGGUUUAGCAGGAUAUGAUUCUGGUGAGAAGAAGCGCAUUCCUGCCUGGUGUGACCGAAUAAUAUAUCGUGACAAUCGGUCAGCUUCGGUGUCUGACUGCAGUUUAGAGUGCCCUGUGGUCUCAUCAAUUUUACAGUAUGAGGCAUGCAUGGAUGUGACUGAUAGCGAUCACAAACCUGUCCGGUGUAAAUUCAAUGUGAGAAUUGCUCAUGGGGAUAAAUCUGUUAGAAGACAGGAGUUUGGGAAAAUUUUCAGAUCUAAUGAAAAAAUUAGGCCUAUUCUUGAAAAAUUAAGUUAUGUUCCAGAAACCAUUGUGAGCACCAACAAUAUAGUCCUUCAACACCAGGACUCAUCCAUCCUGCGAAUCACCAACAAAUGUGCGAAGGACACGGCUAUAUAUAAAAUCAUUUGUGAAGGCCAGUUGACUGUCAAGGAGGAUGGACAAACACCGGAGCAUCGCCCAAGAGGUGGCUUUGGCUUUCCCCGAUGGCUUGAGGUUGUGCCAGCAGCUGGCAUAAUUAAUCCUGAAGAAUGCGCGGAGGUCUCAGUGAGUCACAAAGACUUUCAUAACCUAGAAGAGUUUGUUGAUGGCAUCCCACAAAACUGGUGGAGUGAAGACACCCGGGACAAGGAGGUGAUAUUGGCCGUAACUGUGGGUGGCAGUUGCUCAAUCCAAACAUAUAGUCACCGAAUCCGUGUCCAUCACUGCUACUCCGGCAAGACAAUGCGCAUUGACUCAAAAACCAACAGUUCUAGGAAGAAUCAAGAAGGUUCAGUCCAACGGUCUGAAUUCCGGCAACAAAGCACUUCCCAUGUCACAGUUGAUGACUUCCAAAAUUUGAAAAUCCAUGAAGCUAGAAACAAAGACUAACAGUAUGUGGCAGAUGUAGAUGCAUUAUCAGGGGGAGAAGUGCUUUGACUAGAAAUGUUGGUGUAAAUACUUUGUGAAGCCUGGUUCCCAGUACAAUCAUCUUAGGACAGGUUCAAUUUGUUUAUAAUAAUACGUUAUAUUAUCAGUGUAUCAGUUCUUACACUUCCAAUUAUUUAACUUCAUGCUUUUAAGUCGAAGCGCAUUGUAAUUUUGGACAAAUGAUUCUUUCAAAACUGUAAGAAGCAGCGAAGUUGAGCUGCCUAGUUUCUUCUGAGUA